AUGUCUUAUAACUACUCUCACGAUAACAACACCACGUCUUCCGCGUUACGUAAACGUAAGACAUUGAAGAAAUCCAUUAACUUCUCCGUCAUGAUUGUGGGCCAGUCUGGAAGCGGCCGUUCCACUUUGAUCAACACGAUCUGCGGGGGUAACUCCAUUGUGCCUACCUCUUCCACAAUUAAUGAAGAUCCAUUCACCAAGAAGUUGACCUUGAGACAUGAAAACGUCGAGUUGGAAGACAAUGAGGGCCACAAGAUCUCGCUCAACAUAAUCGACACGCCAAACUUUGCUAAUGGAAUUAACUGUGACGACGACUUUAAAGUCAUCGUUGACUUUCUUAGACACCAAUACGACGAAGUUCUUUUGGAAGAGUCCAGGGUUAAGCGUAACCCAAGGUUUAAAGACGGUAGAAUCCAUGUGUUAAUCUACAUGAUAAACCCCACUGGCCAUGGAUUGAGCGAAGUCGACGUUAAGUUCAUGAAACACAUCUCGAGCUUGGUCAACAUAAUCCCAGUGAUUGCCAAGGCAGAUUCAUUGACUCCAAAAGAAUUAAAGGUAAAUAAGGCAUUGAUUUUGGAAGAUAUGACCAACUACGGAAUCAAUUAUUACAAAUUUAACGAGUAUGAAUACGAACUGGACUAUAUUGACGAUGAGAUCGUUGAAUACAAUAAAUAUUUGAACCUGUUGGUUCCAUUUUCCAUCAUUGGAGCCAAUACUUACCAAGAGGCAUCAGGAAGCAAUGCUGGCGGAGAAGCAGAUGAAGAUUUGUUGAAGUUGAGAGUUUUAAACAACAAGUACUUGAAGCCAAUUAACGUGGAAAAUCCAGAGAUUAAUGACUUCACGAUUUUAAAGAACGUCUUGUUGAUCACUCAUUUGAAUGAAUUCAAAGAAUUGACCCACGAAGUCAUGUAUGAGAACUAUAGAACUGAAGCAUUGUCAGGAAAGCAAUUCAGAUACAUAAGCAAUAGUGAAGGUGGAGUUGACGGAAAGGAAAUACAACCACCGCUGUCUCUUGGACAAACAUCUGCCAAUGGUACUGGAAUUGAUUCGCCAGCUUUAGGCAAUUCAAUACUUGCAGACGGGCAAGACCACGAAGCAACCUACCAAAUGAAGGAGGAGCAAAUCAAAUUGGAAGAAGAAAGAUUGAGAAAAUUCGAAGAAAGAGUGCAUCAGGAUUUAAUCAACAAGAGAAAGGAGUUGUUGGAAAGAGAACAAGAAUUAAAGGCCAUUGAGAAGAGAUUACUUGCCGAGGGAUUGAAGUUGAACGAUGAGGGAGACGUCGUUAAAAUUUAG
Messenger RNA from Dujonia railenensis, 1293 nucleotides. The record is from the annotation of a GenBank genome assembly. Lineage: Eukaryota; Fungi; Ascomycota; Pichiomycetes; Serinales; Debaryomycetaceae.